AUGACUCUUAUCAAAUCAAUUUCAUUGUUGGGUAAUUCAUUCUCUGGUUUGGAAAACAACUCUUCCUCUGACAUUGCAGGAUCCAUUGGUAAAUCGUCGAUUGAUUCUGACUCUCAGGAGCAAUACUUUGGUUGGGGUAGAAGAAGAAGAACUACCAAUGUUAUUUUUGGUGAUGUUAAUAUCUUUGGUGGAGGUUGUGGCGGUUGUGGAGGUUGUGAUGGUUUUGGUGGUUUAGUUAGAGUUAGAGUUAUACAAAUAGAAAAAGAUAAAGAGAUAAAGAGAUAA
Messenger RNA from Heterostelium album PN500, 285 nucleotides. RefSeq lists its product as uncharacterized. Lineage: Eukaryota; Evosea; Eumycetozoa; Acytosteliales; Acytosteliaceae. Bases 1 to 285 code for a protein of 94 amino acids. The transcript has 4 exons. The record is from RefSeq and is a predicted model, not a curated record.